AUUGCCAGUUAGAAAAAAAUCGCCAUGCAACUAUCUAGAAGCACCCUGUGGCUGUUGUUCGGUCUUGGAGCAUUGUUUAAUGUUGUACUCAGCGGAGUUGUCAAAAAUAUCACCAGUGAGGCAAAAGUUCCAGUAGUUUCAGAUGCUGUCGAUUUUGAUACGAGUGCCAGCAUAAGGAAAUCAAAGGCCCAACUUCCUCAGAAUAUGGAAGAACCAGAAACCCCUGACGCCGAAAUAAUUCCCUUCAGAAAUGAUUUGACGCAGUGGAAGCGCAUGGAGUUAAUGGACACCUGCAAAGGAAUUGGCACCAACUGCACGCGGUCCGAGGAAUGCUGCACGCUCCAAUGUUUAAAAGUCACCAAAGUGUGUUCCUUCUAGUAAAACCAAUGUAAUGAAUCGUGUUAAAUAAAUUGGUUGCUGUGCACCUUAAUUAUUUCAUUAACAA
Messenger RNA from Drosophila virilis, 445 nucleotides. RefSeq lists its product as uncharacterized. The record is from RefSeq and is a predicted model, not a curated record. Lineage: Eukaryota; Metazoa; Arthropoda; Insecta; Diptera; Drosophilidae.